UGAGAACUAGUCUGUGACAUUUUAUCUCUACUAGACUGACGGAUGGAAGUUUCGUUCGUAUGGUUCGUUCGUUGUAUCGAUUUUUGGAGUGAAGUGAACUAGUGUUCGUGUCCUUUAUUAUAGUGACGUUUGUUAAAAAAAUAUCUGUGAAUGGGAUUGUGUAACGAGAUAAAACGUUUAUUUGGUGUGUGAUUUUCUAUAAAGGAUGACGAAGGACAGGUUAGCGGCGCUCCAAGCGGCGCAAAGCGACGAUGACGAUGUCGGGCCUGACGAUGUCAACGUCCCCGUUGAAGGCGGCUUCAUGGACGAAUUCUUCAGUGAGGUGGAAGAGAUACGAGAAAUGAUAGAUAAGAUUCAAGCUAACGUCGAAGAAGUAAAAAAGAAGCACAGUGCCAUUUUAUCAGCGCCGCAAUCAGAUGAAAAAACAAAGCACGAAUUAGAAGAUCUCAUGGCUGACAUUAAGAAAACCGCCAACAAAGUAAGAGGAAAGUUAAAACACAUAGAGCAAAACAUCGAACAGGAGGAGCACUCGAACAAAUCGUCAGCGGAUCUCAGGAUAAGAAAAACCCAGCACUCGACCCUUUCUCGCAAGUUCGUGGAAGUGAUGACCGAGUACAACCGCACCCAGACGGACUACCGAGACCGGUGCAAAAAUAGAAUACUACGACAGCUUGAAAUCACGGGCCGUGCGACCACCGAUGAUGAGCUGGAAGCUAUGUUGGAGCAAGAUAAUCCUGCUGUAUUCACUCAGGGGAUCAUCAUGGAGACGCAGCAGGCGAAGCAAACGCUGGCGGACAUCGAGGCGCGGCACGCCGACAUCAUCAAGCUGGAGACCUCCAUCCGCGAGCUGCACGACAUGUUCAUGGACAUGGCGAUGCUCGUCGAAAGUCAGGGUGAGAUGAUCGACCGCAUUGAGUAUCAUGUAGAACACGCUGUGGACUAUGUCCAAACUGCCACACAAGACACAAAGAAGGCCCUAAAAUAUCAGAGCAAAGCUCGACGGGUCAGAGAAGCAAAGAAUCUGUUUUUGCGCAUUAUUGGUGCCUGCAACCCGUCUGGCAAACUACAUCUAUCUGCCGAGUUCAUCAUUAACAGUAAACUAAGCUUUUAUUAUUUGUCGUUAGAUUUUAUCGGUAAUAUUCAAGUUAUAUUUAUUAUUAUUGUCUGAGUAUAUUAUCAUCCCUUUGGGGUAUUGUUUAGCUGUUAUAAUUGUUGAAUUUGGUCACUCUCGAAAUAACCAUUGACCGUUAUUUAUUCCGUAAAUGAUCGUUCUAACGAAAUGUACUUAGUUAGUUACCAAUUGAAUCGUUAAUUUUGAAACGCUCAAUUUUUGCAACACUUAACGGGUUAUUCGUUACUCUCAUACUUAUUGUAACUUUAAAGUAGCGAUAAAUAACCAAUUUGUUUUUAAAUGUUAUAAAAGGUUGCCCCCACAAAAUUAACAAAAAACCAUGUGUUGUACCAUUUAUAUUUUCUAUAUACCUAAUUAUUAAAUUAUUUAGUUCAAAGGUUUGCAAAAACUGAGCACUUUUUACUAAAACGAUUAUACAUAAAUAUCCAUAAAUAUAUUACAUAGUAGGUACGUACAGAAUAUAUUUACGUAGUUCUUGCAUAUAACGGUAUAAAUAUUCCAAAAAUCAUUUUACACUGCAGGCUCCUAGUUUACUUGCCUUGAAAGAAACAUUACAUAUUGCCUGUGGAAUUAGACGUAAUAUUUAUUACAUUAUAUUAUAUUAAGUACAAUGUUGGCUAUAAAUGAUGAAAGCUUCGGUUCACAUCAAGUUCAGCCAUGGUAUGUCGGCCCAUACCUGUGAUACAUCUUUUAAAAUACACAUUAUAAUAUUUCAUUAUAGUUACUUAAUUAAAAUAAUAUCAUUAAAGUAAAAUUUACAAAUCAGUAUUUUGGGAAUUGUGUCGUAGCGCAUGUAGGCGCCAGGGUCGUAAGGUCUUAAUACACUUGCAGUUUACGAGCGUGCUACCAUGGUUCUAUCAUGAUACUAUCGAAACGAGUUAUUGCGAACGUGCAAUCAGUUAGCCACGACAUUGCUUUGUCGCAAUAUCACACACUAUGUACUCGCGUACAAAAUUCCUGUGUAUCCGUGAAUUCCGUAAUAUCCGUGAAAAAAGUAUUCGUGCAUACGAGCAGUCAGCAGAGAGACGUAGCGAUCUCGUUGCUAAAUACAAACACAACAAAUCGUCUCGCUGGAAACAUGUUCGCAAACCGACAAUGUUCAAAAGCUCGCAGUAUUGCGACUCUCGUGAGGAAGUACUGGGGAGGUGUAAACAAUUACUGUAGUGAGACCUGAGGUGGCAGGGAGCACGCGGGUGGAGUGAUGGACGGAAUAGGCGACGGGAGAUUACGUUAGCACGAGGAAGGACUGUCGGGCAAAUGUUCCGUCGUUCAAGUUGAUAUCAACUGCCGUAUUACAUAAGUUGAGUUUAAUAGGUACAAUGCGACCAUCGCAAUAAACUAACUCUUGCUAAAACUGUGCAUCUUUAGCCAAUAGUGGAAGAGAGUCAGCUAGUCUCAAUGUCGAUGAUCGCAUUGAUCCCAUCAAAGUUUGGCAAUAGGGGAAGCAGAACACCUAGCAGGGUGGGAAAUUUCGAGCCUAUGACUGCUGUCCAUCAACGACCUGACUGAAUGAGAACCCCAAAAUAGUGCCUUGCAAUGCCAUAAAACCAUAAGUAGAAUGGGAAGUCUGAGAAUUAAGAUCACAUGGUGCUGCAAGUCUUGAAUGAUGUGACGGGUAACUGAACUGAGUUAGAUAUUUUGUCACUGAGGAGUAAUUGUCCAACGAAUUCGUUAUCAGCGUAAUUUGAUGUAGAUCGUUGGCCGCGAGGGUCGGCUCCAGAAUAAAACAUGAAUGCAUUGCAAUAUAAUGGUCCAAUGCGUUGUGGCAGAACGUUUAGAAUAUUGUAGUACGGUGGCCCUGGCGUGGAGCGUCGGGCGUGUAGUCAGCACCGCAGAUGUUGUGAUACAGCAGGCUAAAUCUCAGUAGCUAUGUAAUUUAGUAGUGUACUAAAGGAACUGAAAUAUACCGCUACGGUGUCCAUAUCAUCCUUGUCGCGAUCAUCUCGGUGCCAUCUUGGUUAUAGGGGGUUUACACGGGUCGAUUUUAGCCGUGCGGCAAGUCACCCGUCGUCGCAUCGCUUAUAAAAAUCGAAUCGCCACCCCAUUUACACCGGUCGACAAAAGCAACAUGCGACUUGUUCAUUUUCAAAGAAAAUGCUGAACAGAGCGGGUCCUCUUGGGUUCCAUAAACAUGAAUGCUUUUCAUAGCACUCCAAGAACUGUAUAGUAUUGUUUUCAUCCAUGGUAUUUUAGCGGAAUAACAAAUCGUAAAACAUAAGUACUUCAUGCGGCGAGCGAUCGCCUGUAAUUGACCAUUUACACGGUCGAUUUUAGUCACCCGCCGCAUGCAGCUCGCCGCCGCACGGCAAAAGUCGGAUGGCACCCAACUUGACCCGUGUAAAUUCCCCAUUACUGAAGUAAGUCAAUAACAAAUUAGAAGUUUGACAGUUAUUCGUAUUUUGUAGGACACUUCUUGAAGUGUACCUAUAUACUACUCGGUCAAGCUAAGUUUGCACCUCGCGUUGUUUACGUCACACUGUCACUUAGGUACGGUAUGCGAACCGUACUGACGCAACAAGACGACCGCGGGGAGAAAAGUGGGGAAGUGGGAGAGGCGCCGCAUUCCAGCGAGGUGCAAACUUAGCGCAACCGAGUUAUAGAUGACUCAGCUAUUGAGAUAUGGAAUGGCCUGCCGGUGCUGCCGGUCGAAGCAAUGGUAGCCGGUAGACGAAGUGGUGCUGCGUCAAUCGCCGCCGAGAGUUGGCGCCGUGUGCCGUCGCCCUAGCAAUAAUAUUAAUAUGAUCGAAUACAAUUUGUAAAAUUGUUUUUAACUUUCGAAUGUGUGAUAGUAGAUGCAGAUGUUGUUUAGUUAAUUUUAACAUAUUAUAAUAAUAAUUAUAAAUUAAUUGUUAUUGUGAGUGUAACAUUUAUAUUAUAAUACAGUAAGAUUUUCAAGUAUAGUGAAAGACGGUCAGUUUCGGCGCUUAAACGAUCAAAUUUUUAGGUGAAUGGAUGGUACAUAACUUUUUAGUUUUUACAUUUAAGAUCGUCUUCGUUGUACAGUAAAACAUAAUGUAGCCGUUUUAGCUAGGGUAAAUUUUUUAAUAAAUUAAAGUGACCGAGUCUCCAGAGUACGUGGAUAGACAUCGAGCGGUUUCCUUUGUGAGACGGAACACCCGGGAGGUAGAGAGAAACGCUCGACAUUUUAAGCACCAAAUUAUUAAACUUAUUAGCAUUUUCCUAAUAUAAUAAUGUUUUGCGUGGAUAAAAUAAUUAUAUUAUAAAUAUUGAUAGUGAGAUUUGUGGGUCAUGUUGUUAAUACUUGAAGUUUACGCGGAGGCUGACGGGGGACUGCAACGGCACUAAGCGACCUGUUCCCGUCUCCGCCUCGCAUCGACUCAUGACUUAUAUGCGGUUGCGUUUAACUAUAAGGAAACUAAGCAAUGUUAAUUUUAACAUUAAUAGCGUAAUUAGAUUUUUAUCCUUAAGAGUAGGAUUUCAUCUAGUUGCCUUCGUAAUAGUAGAGAAAUUAGGUGAUACCUUUUUCUCAGUAGCUUUAUCAUAGAGCGGGGAGGUCAGUGGGCAGUCGCACGUCUCUUCGCCAGUCAAUUGUCCGCUUGCCGCGGCGUUCCCGGCGCCUCGCCUAGCUAGGUGCAUCGACUCAUCGUAUCUAGGCUAAGACAACAACGGCCUCGGAGCGAGGCUGUGUACCUGACACCAAUCUUACAUUAAUGAUAGUAGUGGUUCGCGUGGCGCGGUGCGCACUUUCGCACAAGUCGUUCCAGGGAGCGAGUCUCCCGGGGCCCGGCGACGAUGAUGUAAAAUAAUUUAAGAGUAGGCGUAACACAAAUUCUAGUCAGCUUUCAUCGAUCUCUAUUCCGAUAAUCUUACUCGUAAUUGCAGUUAUAUCUUCUGUUACCUAGUGUAUAUCGUAACGUAAGUGAGGUUCUCGUGUUCAACGCGGCGGCGGCGGGAGUCGCCCGGUCGCCGGUCGCCGGUCGCCGGUCGCUCCGCGCUGCGACCGUCUCCGCGGCUCCCGCGCGCCUGCGAUUCGAUUCGUACAUUCUAAUCAAUCUUGAUAUCGUAUUGCAUAGAUAUUUUCGUAAUCAAUAGUAUGCAUAUUGUUAUUGGAUUGCUAAUUUUGUAUACCUAAGUACACAAUUAGUAUAGUUUAUAUACUUAUGUGUCAAUUCUUAUAGCGUUUUAUUACCUUACAUUAUACAUUAAACUGAAAAUAGCUAGUAAGUGUUAAAAAGUAAUUCGAAUAACAAUGUUGUUUAUCCGAGCUUUCUUUAUAGAUUAUGUUUAAUUUAAUUUUAUAAUAAAAUCAUAUAAUAUGUACCUAUAUAUUUUGAUAAAGUACGCUUAAUUUUGGAUCACCUUAAAGUAAGCUAUCAUUGUAAUUGUGUAACGAUGAAAUAUAAUAUUCAUGGAUAUCGUAUUUACCUAAUUCAAAUUGUUAGCCGUAUCGAAAACCCCGAAAUCGUAUCUCUCCUAAAAUUAAUUACUCUUGCUUUGUGAAUUUAUGGGACAACGAACACAACCAAAUAUUUAUAAGCAUAUUGAUAAUAACAAUUUCACUUGAAACUAAACUUUGGACUUGUUCUUGAGGAAAGUGUUCGUUAAGUUUGUGUGACUUUCGACUCUGCCAUUCAGAUUUGGAAGAUUUUAUUCAUGCUCGUAUUUUAAAAGUCACGCUUUACUCACACCUACGUGAUAAUGCUAGCGGCGGUUUUACCCUUAUAUUGCAUAUAUCCGCCGACAAAGAUUAGGAUAGAUAGAUAGAUAACCACUAUAUGCGCGGCAGUGCUCUAGUACCUAUUUAUUUCGCGCUUUUGGUCCCGUGCUUUUGAGUUGCGCAGGUGUGGGUGAUGCUUAUUGUCAUUAUGUACCUACCUUACCUACUUACUAUACUUACUCAUAGCAAGACUUUCGAAAAAUUGAUAUUUUCCGAAAAGCGAAUUUAGAAUUUCCUCUACUUGAGUUAGGUGGAACCUCGCGGUUUUGAAACCUUAUUUACUAAAAGUAGAGUCGCUAGACUUCAAUUCGUAGUUAAAUCUUUACAAAUAUUCAAACAUGUUAUGAUAUGCUUCUUUUUUUUUAACUAUUGAUGUUGCUUGGUAUUAAACAGGCAUUAAAUGAUAUUACGUCGAACAUUCAAAGAAUUAAAACUUUAUAUAGGUACCUACCUACCUAAUUAUGGUUAGGUGCAAAUUUUGAACCAUUGGAUCUGACCCUAGCUGACAAUCUGAACAUCGCAAUAUUUAGACAUAUCUAUCUACCCAGCUUCAACUUACCACCAAGCCGAGACCGAAAAAAUAUGUUAAUAAGAAUUAUUUUUAAUUUAUUUUUAGUGAGUAGGCAUAGGUAACGACAUGGCGGAUCUAGCAUAGCGUGGCUGAAACAGAAAUUUUGAUUUCUAUUCGUGUUAGUUUAUCGGCUGAACUAUUUAGGUACGAGUACUAAUCAAUCCUAUCUGUAAUAUAUCGAUAGGUCACAAAGCAAUGUAUUAUUUCGCCUGUUUGCGACUACAACCUGUUAUUGCACGAACUUUAUAUUUGAGAAAUAACACGUUGUAGUCGCUAACAGAUGAUUUGUCAAAAAUCGUAUGGUCUUCAUUAACAAUAUUAACAAUUUCAAUCAAAAAUUAUAAUCAAUCUAUUUGUAAUUUAUCAAUAGCCACAUAAUUAUUGUCAAAAAAGACAGGUAUUAUUUAUAUAACAGGUAAUUUUAGGUAGGUAACCACGUUGCUAACUUAUAAGAGAGGAUUGAUUGGGUAUUAAUUGUCCGUAAGCACUUUUCGAUAGAUAGAUUCAUUAUUUAUUAUUAUUAAUUUUGGUCGUAAGUUGGUUUUCCUGAUCGAAAGGUACAUAAAUUAUAUUUUCGGGAUGGCUUUUGAAUAAUUUUUCCGCUACGCGAUCGGAUCCAAUAGUAGAAAAUAUGCGUUUGACCAAAAUAAUGUUGUUUUAUAUUAUAUAUGUUUAGUUUAGUCUAAAUUGUUAAUACUUACAUGUAGUUUAGUAAUGUUUUAGUUCUUGUGUUUAUAUAUUUAUAUAAUUGUGUAUAAAAAAUAAAAUACAAUAUUCCUCUUUAUGACAAAUUUCUUGUAAUCUUGUAAAGGAAUAUAAAUUACAGUUAAAAAGUAUUAAUAAUUAUUAACAAGUGAGGUUCUGAACACACAUUGUAAAAUUCAAGUUAGAUUGGUUUUAUAGUCAUUCUGUAUGUAGGUUAUCAAUCUGAAAUUUUCUCAUAAUUAUAAAAUAAACGGUGUUUUCUGCUGU
This is a messenger RNA of Maniola jurtina (meadow brown), 7353 nucleotides long. It is a transcript of the gene Syx1A, whose product is annotated as syntaxin-1A. Gene Ontology annotation, biological process: exocytosis; synaptic vesicle fusion to presynaptic active zone membrane; intracellular protein transport. The transcript is spliced from 8 exons. Gene Ontology annotation, molecular function: SNAP receptor activity; SNARE binding. NCBI's taxonomy places the organism in Eukaryota, Metazoa, Arthropoda, Insecta, Lepidoptera, Nymphalidae. The record is from RefSeq and is a predicted model, not a curated record. Gene Ontology annotation, cellular component: SNARE complex; presynaptic active zone membrane; synaptic vesicle. The coding region runs from base 206 to 1168 and encodes 320 amino acids.